Molecule: messenger RNA, 573 nt
Organism: Penicillium angulare
Lineage: Eukaryota; Fungi; Ascomycota; Eurotiomycetes; Eurotiales; Aspergillaceae
Product: actin-related protein 2/3 complex subunit 5 family protein
Exons: 2
Coding region: 1-573 (190 amino acids)
Biological process (GO): regulation of actin filament polymerization; Arp2/3 complex-mediated actin nucleation
Cellular component (GO): Arp2/3 protein complex; actin cytoskeleton; cytoplasm
Molecular function (GO): actin filament binding
Source: RefSeq, a predicted model, not a curated record
AUGUCGCAAAUAAACUACCGUACCAUCAAUAUCGACCAGCUCGACCCGGAGUCGUCAGCGAACUUCCCACUGGAAACCCUUCUCCCCGCCACCUUGCCCCAAUCAGAAACCUCUAGUGAUGCCGCAAAUGUCGCAUCUCAGGUACGCCAGCUGCUGCGCGGUGGAGACACUGAAGGCGCCCUCCGCCAUGCUCUCGACACAGCGCCGCUGGGCGGCGACGACCGCGCCAAGGAGGUGCACCUUGCUACAGUGAUUGAGGUGCUGCAAGGUAUUCGACAGGCUGAGAUGACUCGUGUGCUGGAGGGUAUUUGUGGUGCAGAUGGUGGAGCUGAGCGGGCAGAUUGUCUGAUGAAGUACCUCUACAAGGGCAUGUCUGCCUCCGGUUCCAGCGGUUCAAAGAACGUUUCGCCUCAGGUUACAGGCUCCGGUUUCUCGCAGGUCCAGGCCCGUAAUGUCAGCGAGGGUGGCGGUGGCCAGCAGAUGAGCGUGCUGCUCAAUUGGCACGAGAAGUUGGUGGAGUUGACGGGAACUGGUUCAAUUGUUCGAGUUAUGACGGAUCGCCGGACGGUUUGA